ACAAAGAAUUCGCUCGAAACAGUACAUUGUAUUGAAUACCAACAUUACCUCAAUAAUGGAAGGAAAACAAGAUACCGAGAGCGAACACGGUGCGAACCAUUGGCCGACAAUUGAGUCAUCAAUGUAUUACCUUGAUCAGGUGCCAUUGUAUAACAUCGAAAAGCCGUAUAGCAUGAGAUAUUUGCCUGAGGAAGAUAUUCCCCAGAGCAAUUAUGUCAAGGUGAAACGUCCAAUAUCGGCAAGGAGUAUGCGAGAGCCAGGUGCAGGGCCAUUUCGCAUAGAAGAAUGCGGCUUUCAGAUGAUUGAUAUCCAUUCUCAUUUAACCUAUGACGAAUUUUGGGACAACGAGAGAGUGCAGAGCGUAUAUAUCCCGGAAGUCAAGAAGGCUUUGAAGCUUGAAUUAGGAGCAAAGUAUGUGCAUUAUCAGUACGAUCAGCCUACAGCGUUGGCUCACAUUGGUAAGAUUGGCACUCUUUAUGGAGAGCAUGCACAAGAAAUUCUGCAGCAUCGCUGGCAAAUCAUUAAUACUUGGAGGCCUCUCAAAGGGCCCCUGUUCGAUUGGCCACUAGCUGUUUGUGAUGCUCAAACCUUUGAUGCGGCUCAUGACUCCCAGGUCGCGGACGCUGUGUAUCCGGAAUGGGCCUACGAGAAUGUACUGAUUCACGCGCACCCCGACCAGAAGUGGUAUUACUUUGCUGGGCUUGAGGAAUCUGAGACAAUGCUAUUUAAAUGCACAGACUCGGAUGCUCAAAAAUGCGGGCGUAGGUUCUAUUUAAUAAAUAUUGAGAAAGUGAGCUAA
Trichoderma atroviride IMI 206040 is the source of this 799-nucleotide messenger RNA. NCBI's taxonomy places the organism in Eukaryota, Fungi, Ascomycota, Sordariomycetes, Hypocreales, Hypocreaceae. The record is from RefSeq and is a predicted model, not a curated record.